Molecule: messenger RNA, 567 nt
Organism: Mesorhabditis spiculigera
Lineage: Eukaryota; Metazoa; Nematoda; Chromadorea; Rhabditida; Rhabditidae
Source: the annotation of a GenBank genome assembly
AUGAUGAAGAUUGGGGAGAUCGAGGGCGAGUUGCUGGAGAGAUACGUCACCUCAGAGCGCAAAGAACCGAAUCUGCAGCAGAAAUUGAUGAAUGUGCGCCAGAAGAUGGAAAAUCAUGGACCAUACGGCAUCUUGAGAAUCUACACGGCGUGGAAGAAACACCCGGAUUUCGGCUGUGAAGGUAGAUGCACGCACUACACGGUGGAUUCCGAACACUACAUGACGAUACGCUACGAAAACCGUCCAACCAAUGCAAAGAACCCCGACUUUGUCACCGCGGCGAAAUCGAUCAAACGGCGCUGGUACCAGUUGAAUUGUGUGUCGAGUGGUUGCGGGGCAUUUCCGCUCCUGCACUGCGCCAAUGAACUGGGCAUGUACAUGCGCAACGAAUUUGUGCAAGCCUUUGUCGUGACCGGGAUCGCUUUGAACGAGUCCGCCAUCAUCCUCGAGCCCGGGCGAACAACCAAGCUCGAGGCUUACCAUGGGGAUUCGGAGGCAACCUGGACCUUCCCUACAAACGAUGACCCGGAAAAUGAGAGCUCCGCGAAUCGCAUCACAUUCUAUCCC